Blastomyces dermatitidis ER-3 is the source of this 1235-nucleotide messenger RNA. RefSeq names its product triacylglycerol lipase. NCBI's taxonomy places the organism in Eukaryota, Fungi, Ascomycota, Eurotiomycetes, Onygenales, Ajellomycetaceae. The transcript has 7 exons. The coding region runs from base 1 to 861 and encodes 286 amino acids. Gene Ontology annotation, molecular function: triacylglycerol lipase activity. The record is from RefSeq and is a predicted model, not a curated record.
AUGACGCAUGCGAUCUGUAACCCAGUCAUUUGCUUGACAAUCAAUGUAUCAAAGCCUCAUCCACAGGAUCUAUGCCUUGAGCUAUUGGAACCUUUGAUGAAAGACAAAUACUCUACAAUUCGAGAUACAUACUUGAAGCCAAAAUACCCCAUAGUGCUUGCCCAUGGGCUGUUAGGAUUUGAUGAGUUGAGACUGGGGGGGAAGUAUCUUCCAGGAAUCCAAUACUGGCGCGGAAUCAAGGAGGCGUUUACCCUUCAGGGGAUCGAUGUUAUUACGGUUCCUGUCCUGCCGUCAGGGUCCGUUGAGCAACGAGCCGAAGCGCUUAUGAGAGGGAUCGAGGCUUGGAUUCAGGUCGACGAAGUCAAUAUUAUUGCGGGUCUGGACUCCCGUUAUAUGAUUAGUAGACUUCGCCCUACGAGCUUCCGCGUUUUGUCCCUGACUACGAUCUCCACCCCUCAUCGAGUAGGUUCUUCAUUUGCCGAUUAUGUGUUUGGGCAGAUUGGAGAGAAACGAGUAUGCAACGCUCUCGCGCGGCUGAAAAUCGAAUCAGGGGCAUUCAAUCAACUCACUCGCAAGUACAUGCAGGAGGAGUUCAAUCCGAACACUCCAGACGUUCACGAUGUCAGGUACUUUUCGUACGGGGCCUCGCUAACCCCAAGUUUGUGGUCUGUGUUUGGCCAGUCCCACCGGAUAAUCGAGCAGGAGGAAGGCCCGAAUGACGGACUGGUCAGCGUCCAAAGUAGCAAGUGGGGAGGUCAAGAGGGCUAUAAAGGCACCCUUGUUGGUGUUAGCCAUCUUGACUUAAUCAACUGGACCAACCGUCUGAAGUGGCUUGUCUCUGAAUUAACAGGGAACAUGUGAUGUUUCAUGCUAAGCAUGAUCACCCCGCAGGCAAAUACUGAUGUGUGUUUCUGGGGGAGCCACAGGUUCAAUGCACUUGCCCUAUAUCUGGAUAUUGCUGGUAAGAGAGCCACAUAUCUGCAAACAGCUUUUGGAUCUAGCUGAUUCCGUUUGGAUCCGGUGAAUGUAGAUAUGCUUGCAAAAGAAGGCCUAUAAGUCCUCCGGUUGAGUUUACUGAUGCUUGAGUUUUACCCUGCUUCCAGAAUCGCCUCGCCUGCCCCUACCCCUGGUACAUGUAUGUGCCUGUAUUCCCAUGCUAUUGCAGUGUAUUGAUAGAUAUAGAUAAAGGCGUAUCAUAAGUUUGUGUUAAUGAACGAUAGAUAGCAGCAUUUCCC